AUGCCGUCAACAGUAAGUCAUGUUGCGCCCUACCAUCCUAACGAGUACAUCCAAACCGCUUUGACGGGCAACAAAGUGUCGCGGAAGGCAACCAUUUUAGGCUCGCAGAACAUCAUCCUGGGCGGCAAGUGCAUCAUACAGCACGGCGCCAUCAUCCGAGGCGAUUUAAAAAGAAUCGCAUCUUCUUCGUCGGCAUCAUCAAUAGCCCCGGGGGCCCAGACUCAGCCAUCUCAGUCCGUUGCGAUUUUCAUCGGAAGAUAUUGCAUCCUGGCCGAGUCGAGCGUGAUUCGACCUCCGUACAAGACCUACAAAGGUGUCUUUUCGUAUUACCCUAUGAAGAUCGGCGACCAUGUUUCGGUAGGCGCCAACACAGUAUUGGAAGCAGCAUCCGUCGGCUCACAUGUCGAGAUUGGCGCCAACUGUCUCAUCGGACGCUUUGUCAUCAUCAAGGACUGCGCUCGCAUCUUGGACGGCAGCGUGGUCGCGCCCAACACGGUGAUUCCAUCGUUUUCGAUUUUCGGAGGCAGUCCAGCCAAGUUGGUCGGAGAGCUUCCCGAGACUUUUUCCGAGAGCUGCGAGACCAAGAUGAAGGACUUCUACCAACAGCCGUUCUCUCAAAUUGCAAAACGCCUCUUCACGACUCGCGGGCUCAGCUCGUUCGUGCAGAGCAUGACAGCGCCAAGAUACAAUGUCUUGAUCGACCUCAACGGAACAUGCCACAUCGGAGACAAGCCAACGCCAGGAGCAGUCGAGGCAAUCCACAAGCUGCGCGCUGCUCAACAGAGACAUCAAGGUCGUCUCAACAUCCGCUUUUGCAGCAACACCAGCAAAGAGUCGUCCGAGCUGCUUCUCGCACGUCUGGGCAGGGUUGGGUUGGGUGCGGAUCUGGUUUCGGCGCAUGAUGUCUUUACCAGUCUAGACGCCGCCAAACGUUUCGUAUCUCGUCGCAAAUUGCGAGCUCUGCUGCUACUGUCUCCGUCCGCCCAGAGCAGCUUCUCGGAGGACAAUGAGCUCGCCCAAGCCUGCUUCUUGGCUAGACCAGAGACGGAACCGGCCAAGCUCAGCCCAUACGAGAAAGCUCGGCUACGAUCAUGCAAUGCGGUCGUUAUCGGUCUAUGCCCCGAGCUCAUGACACAGCAAUGGCUCGACGAAGCAUUCCGCUUGCUCUCUGGCGAAUACGAGGCAACAGGACGAGUAGCGCUGAUCGCAACACAUCGGGCCAUGUACCAUCGUCCAAGCGAAGGUGCUCCACUGUCAAUGGGUCCCGGUGCGUUUGUAGCCGCACUGGAAGCAGCUUGCCGCCGCGAUACUGACUCUACGACAGUGUGCGGAAAGCCAAGCCGAGCAUUCUUGCAAGAGUGCAUUGCCGGAAUGAUCCCAGCUGACGAGAGCAUGGAUGACUACACAAACAUAAUUAUCGGAGAUGACCUCGACGCUGACCUCGGCAAGGGUACUUGGCAACUUGGCCUACGUCGCAUAUUAGUGCGCACCGGCAAAUUCAGAGCCGGUGACGACCAACGCGGAGAAAAGCCAGCAGACGAGGUGCACGAUAGCUUGGCAUCGUGGGUUGAGGGCUUCGUCUCUACCGAGCUCAAUGACGGACAAUGA
This is a messenger RNA of Sporisorium graminicola, 1608 nucleotides long. RefSeq lists its product as uncharacterized. Bases 1 to 1608 code for a protein of 535 amino acids. The transcript is spliced from 6 exons. The record is from RefSeq and is a predicted model, not a curated record. Lineage: Eukaryota; Fungi; Basidiomycota; Ustilaginomycetes; Ustilaginales; Ustilaginaceae.